AUGAAUUCUACCACUGGACAAAAGUCAUUCUCCAUUGACUCUAUUGUAUCUAAUGGUACAGAAAAUACAGGAAAUGAAAAUAAACAUAAUUUAAAAGAAGAAAUGGCAAAAUUUACAGCAUUAAUGAGUAAAAAUACAACUAUUCCCCAAACAUUGUCAUAUUUUGAUGUUUUAAUGCCACAUGUUCAGAUGGCAUGUGCAAAUCCUUUUUUAUCUUCUACCAAUAAUAAUAAUAGUAGUAAUAAUAAUCAUGAGAUACCAUCAACUACAACUAUUAAUUUACAACAACGUUUAUGGAAUCAACAUUGGUUAGAAUUACUACAACAUUCUAUGAUAUCACCACAAAAUGGUGAUAUUGCUCCGGGACUAUUUUUACAACCAUUGAAAAAAACUAAACGUAUCCGGACUGCUUUCUCACCAUCACAACUUAUUCAUCUUGAAAAAGCAUUUGAAUCAAAUCAUUAUGUUAUUGGAAAUGAGCGUAAGCAGCUGGCAUCUAGGUUAUCCUUAACAGAAACACAAGUAAAAGUUUGGUUUCAAAAUAGAAGAACAAAACAUAAAAGAAAUAAACAUGGUGAAGGAUACAAAAGUGGUGAAUGUAGUCCAGUUGAUUGUUGUCUUGAUGAAAUUGAAGAAGAGGAAGAGGAGUGA
This is a messenger RNA of Strongyloides ratti, 651 nucleotides long. Its product is annotated as Homeobox domain and Homeodomain-like and Homeodomain, metazoa-containing protein. NCBI's taxonomy places the organism in Eukaryota, Metazoa, Nematoda, Chromadorea, Rhabditida, Strongyloididae. The record is from RefSeq and is a predicted model, not a curated record. Gene Ontology annotation, molecular function: DNA binding; DNA-binding transcription factor activity, RNA polymerase II-specific. The coding region runs from base 1 to 651 and encodes 216 amino acids. The transcript has 3 exons. Gene Ontology annotation, biological process: neuron differentiation; regulation of DNA-templated transcription; brain development.